Messenger RNA from Caenorhabditis auriculariae, 4863 nucleotides. The record is from the annotation of a GenBank genome assembly. Lineage: Eukaryota; Metazoa; Nematoda; Chromadorea; Rhabditida; Rhabditidae.
AUGUCUUUGGUUACUGAUCCAAGCUGUUCCAAUCCAACAGUAGAGGUAAAUUCAUCGAUUAUUUCCUAGUUAACGUUGUUUGAUUGAGUUAUCGGAAACGAUGGAUGAACGUAAUUUGUUGUUAGAAGCCUCUAUGUUGCUCCAUCGAGCCGUCGCUUCGAACUUCGCGGGCUUUCCAGGUUUUCAAGUUUGAAUUAAAUAUCAAACAACCCAGUGCGCGCAGGGAAUUGCGAACAAUCAUCGAUAUCAGAAGAGGAAGCCAGGAAAAAACUCUCAUUCGAGUCGAAUCCAAUUUGUUCUGCCUCAAGGUUGAUUCGAAAUCGCAACUGUGGCUAAUAUCUCCCAGGUCUUCGAAGGAGUUGUACACUGCUAAGCGCAUCCUCUACGAAGUGCUUCCCAAAAGAGACUUGGCUGGCCUUGAGUUCGAGUUCGAGCUUAACAAACUCAGGUGCAUUUAGAAAAUUAUGAAAACGAGUUUCAUUUUCAAGGUGUUGUUUGAUUUGGCAACUUUUGCUGGUGGAACCAAGUAAAGAAAUUCGGGAAAUCGGCCAAAUCUCAGUCUGUUUGCACAAAACUCCCUUUGAAAAGUUUUUUGCUUCAGAUAACUUGUCUCGAACACUCGCUGAAACAGCAGACAAAUACUGAUUUGGUGGUUCGCACGUUGCUCGAAAUGGUUUAUUUUCACUUCCAGUACUAUGAUUACGAUCAAGCAAACGCCAAGUUGAAGUAAUAAGUUAACUGAAUUCUUUAGGAAUUUGUUUUUUUAGUGACGCUGUGCGUUUGUCUGAGAUAAAUAUCGAACUCACGGGAAUGCUUGGGAAAAGAACACGGUUUCAGAACAAAUCGAUCGCUCAGCUAGUCUUGUUGAACACGGUGAGCUUUCAAAGACUUCAUUCAAGUUAGGACGAUUUCAUCAUUUUCUCAUCUUUUCUGUGGCUUCAGGAACGCACGGAAUCUGCUCCGCUCGACGCCGAUGUGGAUGUUCCGACAAACUGCGCUCUGAACGACGACACCUUGCUAGAGGAGGUCUGUGGUCAAAAGAAACAGAGUAAAAUGAUACAAGCUUUUAAGUCCAAAACACAAGUCACAAAACUUUUUUAAAGAAAAAACUUGAUUCGGGUAAUUAUCUCAACCAUUACUUUGAGUUGAUACGACUCCCAAGUGAAAUUUAAAUCAUAAAAAAAUCUUUGAACAUUUUUUUCAUCAUAACCUAGAAUAAAUUAUGAUUUAAAAAAAAUAUAAAUUUUAUUUUAUUUGAAGUCCUAUAUGUGCGGAAGGCGCUGUUGAGUUGAUGGGAUAGAGGGACUACUAGCGAAAAGAGUGCUUUGGGAAGUGAUGCGUCCUGAACGAAUUGAAAUUGAAAUAAUCUUACAAGAGAUAAUCAAGACAGUUGGAACUUUUUAUUUUUAUUUUUUUCUCGCUAUUCAUCUCGACUGAAUGGAGUUUUGUAGCUGAAAAGGACGCUGAGAAACUUGAGAACUUGGGUGAUAAGUUAAGGUCACGAUCCAAGACUCUACGGAGGACGGACGUCGCGUCGACGGGAGAACGUUGAGAGCAGAACAGCUCGCCUGUCUCCUGUGGAUGGCGCGCUUCGAAUUCGUCACACAUCGCUCCGACAGCAUCGUCGAGGAACGCUGCAUGCCCUUCAUAAACACAGUUCGUUUCUCCUCUCCGUUUCUGAUUGGAUCGUUCAUUUUACUCACAAGCGGACAAUAUUCUCAAGUCCGAAAACCUGUCGAAUUUUAUAGACCGGUUUUCCAGAGAAAGUAUCAGCCUUUUUUAUGAUUUUCUGAUUCCCAGGUUCUCGCUUCUCGCAGAUGUUGGCCUCUGCAAGCGUCAGCUCUCUUACUCCGCUCAGAACUUGAAAAGAAAAAUAAGCGGAUGGUGAGGCGGUCCCAAAUUUCUUUCCUGAUAAAAGUUUCAGGUCGAACGUGCUUGCUCACAAACUGAGCUGUUACACAAGCUGAUGACCGGCAUCGAUGAUCUGGUUUUUUAAAACAUUCUUUUGAUGGAAUAGCAAGUAACAAAGUUUAUCAAAAUGAUUUUGUCAAUCUUAGGUUAAAAUUGUUUUUGCAAUUCUGAGAACAAAUUUUUUUUUUCUUCUAAAAGAUAUAUAGCGAAAAAAUUUUUCAGACACAGUGGCACGUACUCUAGAGAAACCCUUUCUGAAAAAGUUAUGAUUUUUUUGCUCAUGGUUUAUUAAAAAUAUGUUUUUAAAGCUAAUUUUAACAAAACAAAAAAAGAAGAAAUUAUUUUUGUUAUAGAGCGAGGAAUCGACUCGUUUCGAAAGAGCUAACUUCGCAUUGGCCGCCGGGUUGUGGCCUUUCUGGCAAGUGGCCGUCCUUCAGAGCUCCAUUCUGAGGUCCCUCGGCUGCACAUCAGUUACUUUCCACCAAACAUCCGAGAAAUACAUCUUUCUUUUGAUAGGAAGCGUUGAUAAUCCUUGAGAAAUUGGAAUUAUGGGACGAUGUUAUCAGUUGCUACAAGAGUCUUGGUCAACUAGAAAAGGCUAGUCUUUUUUUCGUUCGGAAAGAAAUAAGUCUUCAGGCUGAAACGCUGAUUCGACGUCUUCUGGAAGAGAAACCGCAUGAUUCGAUGCUCCACGUUUACCUUGGGGAUAUCACUCACAAUACCGAGUAUUACGAAAAGGCGAUCGAGGUGCGUUGGAGGGGCUUGCUACAGUCGGCUGUCUUCAGAUUUCGGGAGACAGGAAUUCCCGGGCCCGACGUUCUCUCGGCCAUCUGUUCCUCAUGCAGAAGAAGUUCGAAGAUGCAUUUGCGAACCUCCAGAGGAGUCUCGAGCUGCAGCCGAUCCAGGUUCGGCUCUUCUCCAACCUCGACGUUGAUUUCGGCUUCAGCUUGGCACUUGGUUCAACGCCGGUUACUGCGCCUGGAUGCUGCAAAAGUACGGAGACGCCAUCAAAUGCUAUCACAGGUUUCCAUUUUUUGAGAACAACGUUUGAGAGUUAAUUGAUUAGGGCUGCAUAAGUUGUUGAUCACAGGCGAGUCGGUAGGGUACCAUAUUGUGUCCACAAAGAUGUCUUUCAAAAUAUAUCGUAAAGACUUCAUAAUAUGUUCAGCGUGAGACCUCGAGCAUACCUUUUAUCUCUAUUUGAGCCAUAUCGAAGGUACUUGAGAGUAUAUCUCAAAUAUAUCUCAUUUUCCUCAAAGUUCUCGGAAGUAUUAUACUCGAGGAGACUCGAUAGACUUCAAACCCUGCAAUAUACCUCAAAGAGUAUCGCGAUACCCUUUUAGGGUUCGCCUAUGUUCUGUUGAUGAAAUUUUCGAAAGGUUUUACUCUUUUACUCAAGCAAAGCAAAAGCAGAUUCAAAAAGCAUCGAACCUUGUCAUGUUUUCAGGUCAAUCUUCCCGCUCUACUCUUUUUAAUAAAUUCGAUCGAAAUGAUCAAGUUUCUAAACAUAAGACUCUUUUUCACUAAACAAAAAAAGUCGAUUAGACAAACCAAAAAAAGUGAAAAAAAGUGGAUCUGUCGAGAAUUUAGGAUUGAAAUAAAAAUUGGACUUGAAUUUUUUUUUUUAUUUUUUAGAUGCGUUUGCCUUGAGCCGGAGCACUUUGAGGCCUGGAGCAACUUGUCGGCAGCGUAUAUACGAGCAGGCCAGAAAGAAAAGGCUUGGAAACUUCUGCAGGUUUUUUUUCUUAUCAAAAAAAAGUUACCUUCGUUUCAGGAAGCGCUCAAGUUCAACUACGAACAUGCCAAGGUGUGGGAAAACUUCAUGCUCUUGUCAGUUGACGUCGGCGAUUUCUCCCAGGUUUUCCUCUUUUCAUUUUGUUCGAAUUGUGAUGUCCAGGCCAUAAUGGCGUACAACCGCCUGCUGGACUUGAAGAAACGCGAAUCCGACGAGGAAGUUUUGGAAAUUAUUGCUCGUCAAGUAUUGCAUCGACAAGCCAACGUUUGAUUUCGAUAUAAUAUUUUCCUUCAAGUUUUAUUUAAGAAAGGAGGAAACGAGCUGAAAGAGCUAGAAGAGGUCAAAAACGAAAUGAUAAAACUUCUUGCUCGUAUAUCUUCCACUCACACACUAUCCUCCAAGGCAUGUAUUAUCUUUUUUCCGACUUGAAAUCGUGUUUUUUUCAGGUUUUGGAAUUGUACGCGGAUCUGAAGAAACCGUCGGAACUGACGUCCAACACCACGACGACGUAUGAACAGUAUGUGCAGCUCCUCGAGAAGAGUUCCAAUGUUGCUUCGAAUAAACAGGCAGGACUUUUAAUUUGAUUCGGAUGCUCUUUUUGUCGAUUUACUACUCCGUGUAGUUGUGAAAUUAUUGUACCAUAACGGUAGACCUCUAAAAUUCUUUUUUUAAUUAAUUUUUUUGAAAGUGAGAAAAAUUUCAUCGGUUUACAUGGUCUAAGUUGGGAAAUGAGCUUCUUUAUUUACCCUGAUGAAACACUUGAAAUAAAUCAAAGAAUAAAAAAAUUCAAAGCGUCGUGGUUGCGUUGCGGUAGGACCCUGAUAAUCCGAGUCAAAGAUUUUCUUCAAUCAAUUCAAUGCCUCAAUUUGCAAGUCGUAUUGCAUCUGAAUUUUUCGAAUUUCCUUUUUACUUGCAGAACUGGCACAAAAAUGAAGAAGAGGCUACACGAGUUCUGGAGUCCGCCGUCAAAUUGUCGAAUGAAAGACUAGUCCUGGCCGGUCACAGUACUGCUACCAACGCCCAGAGAGAUGUACUAAUGUGCUGCCAGAAUGUAUGAGAAAUCGGAUUUUUAGGCCAACGCCAGGAUCCGUCUCUCCUUGAAGUCUUUGCUGGCUCGCGCCGACCAAGGCAAACAGGACCGGCCUCCGUCGGAGUUCCACGAUCGUCUGAUCGCCGCAGAACACCAGGCGCGCCAACUUUUAGCUCUUGUUUCAUAG